AUGUUUAAUAAUCAGGAUAUUUCUUUGUUGCAGCACUUUUUAAAUAUCUGCAGUGAAGCCACCAUGGACCCUACCAGUCCUCCGAAGGGAUGUGGUUCCAGUAUCAACUCCAUCUAUUACAACCUGUGUGACCUGAACACAGUGUGGGGGGUCGUGGUGGAGGCUGUUGCUGCCGCCGGCGUGGUGACUUCCUUCAUUCUGUUGGUCAUCCUCAUGGCCUCCUUACCGUUUGUGACGCACAAGAAGAGGAAGGGCAUGGUGGCCCUGCAGGCCGGCAUUCUGGUCUUCACUCUGGGACUCUUCGGACUCACUUUUGCCUUCAUUGUGGGUCGGUACUCCACCAGCUGCGCCGCGCGGAGGUUCCUCUUUGGAGUACUGUUCUCAGGCUGUCUAGCCUGCCUGGCGAUGCACGGGCUGUGGCUGGCCCUGCUGGAGCGGAGGGGCCGGGGGCCCAGGAGCUGGAUGUUAGGCCUGGGAGCCCUGGCUCUGUGGAUGGUCGAAGUGAUCAUCAACACGGAGUGGCUCGUCAUCACUGUGGCCAUGGGCCCACCUGGAGGUGUCGCUAUCCCUGACCUGUCCUGCAGCAUCGCUAACCUGGACUUUGUGAUGGCGCUGAUCUACGUGAUGGUUCUGCUGCUGGCUGUGGUGGUGAUGGCCGUGCCCUCGCUGACUAACAAGCACAAGCAGUGGCGUCGAGACGGAGCCUUCAUCCUGGUCACGGGCCUCUUCACCUUGGCCAUCUGGGUAGCUUGGAUCGUCAUGUACAUCUACGGGAACAGAGUGGCCGGGGACCCCAGCUGGGACGAUCCGACUCUGGCUGUAGCCGUGGUUUCAAACGCCUGGGUGUUCCUCGUCCUCUACACCAUCCCAGAACUCUGCCUGCUGACCCAGGAGGACCCGGACCAGCCCAUCGAUGGAGAAGACGUUUAUCCUGCCAGGAGCAUGGUUUACGACAACUUCCUGAAGGAGCCGGAGCCGCCCCUCCAGAACGUGUACAUGGAGAAUAAAGCCUUCACUAUGGACGAGCCUCCAGCAGUACCCACAAAGCCCAUGUCUCCAUAUGGCGCCUAUAAUGGUCAGCUAAGAAGUUGUGUGUACCAGCCCACUGAAAUAGCCCUGAUCGCCAAGGGUAUGACUAAGAUGGAUCAGGACGCAAUGCUGCCUCGACCCAGAGUCCCCUCUCUGACUCCAGGAAGUGACAGCUCCCUGCCUCGUUCAGGCAGGUCCUCGCUGUCUUAAGGACUGUCACACUCGGGCAGCGUGAGUCGAGGGCGCACUGCACUGUCACCUACACACACUCGGUUGUUACGGCUAUGAAAUCUCCACCUGGGGUUUGUUCUCCUCUCACAGUUCCUUGUAUCAAAUGUAAUCAGUUCUCUUCUUUAGCAAGAAGCUUUAAUAACACACUGUGGUGAAUCUCAAGACCUAGCUCCUCUCACACACACUUCUGAAUUUUGUUUUCCUCUGAUGUUCGUGCACUGCUCGUCUGUUCUGUACGCACAAGCGCAAGUGUCAUAAAUAAAAGAUUAAAAAGACACUGACGAUGUCGGAGAUGGACAGCUUAUAGAGGCGGUUGUAUACGUAGGCUAAAUGAUUUUCAUAUGGAGAGGUUGUGUCUCAGCUCUUCUAUUUCAUUUCUCAAUUUAUGGCAACAAGCAUCCUAAACCUUCUUACUGUCAACUAAAACCAGCUUUGCUCACUCGUAGCUUCACUCAAAAAGACAACCAUGUAUCUCUAAGGGAGAGCAAUGACUUUGCCUUCUAGUUUAUAUUCUGUUCUGUCUCUACUUUUUAUACAGUUCUACAAAAUCUAUACACCAGAGUGGAACAAUGUAAACCAUUUUUAGGUGACAACUGAUCUACUGUUAUGGAUGUAUUAUAAGAACUGGAAACCGAAUUUGUCUAAAAUUACAAUAUAUUCACGUAUUA
Messenger RNA from Sebastes umbrosus (honeycomb rockfish), 1928 nucleotides. Its product is annotated as G-protein coupled receptor family C group 5 member C-like. Gene Ontology annotation, cellular component: intracellular membrane-bounded organelle; plasma membrane; extracellular exosome. The record is from RefSeq and is a predicted model, not a curated record. Gene Ontology annotation, biological process: G protein-coupled receptor signaling pathway. The transcript has 3 exons. The coding region runs from base 1 to 1239 and encodes 412 amino acids. Gene Ontology annotation, molecular function: G protein-coupled receptor activity; protein kinase activator activity. NCBI's taxonomy places the organism in Eukaryota, Metazoa, Chordata, Actinopteri, Perciformes, Sebastidae.